Helianthus annuus (common sunflower) is the source of this 1877-nucleotide messenger RNA. Its product is annotated as protein NAR1. Gene Ontology annotation, molecular function: 4 iron, 4 sulfur cluster binding. Lineage: Eukaryota; Viridiplantae; Streptophyta; Magnoliopsida; Asterales; Asteraceae. The coding region runs from base 127 to 1539 and encodes 470 amino acids. Gene Ontology annotation, cellular component: cytosol. The transcript has 11 exons. The record is from RefSeq and is a predicted model, not a curated record.
GUUAUAUAUAAUCAAACCCCUAUCGCCGCCGACUAGCGACGGCGUACGGCUCAUAAAUUCCUCUCUACGCUAUCUCACUUCAUUUACGCCUGAUUUCGACUCUGAAUCACCAAUCGACUCCAAAAUAUGUCGGAAAAAUUCUCGGCGACGCUACGGAUCGGAGACCUCAACGAUUUCAUCGCACCAUCACAAGGAUGUGUUGUUUCUAUGAAGUCCGGUUCCGCUAGACUUGCUGAUAAACCAAAGAAGCUUGCAAAAGCAGCACCUGCUAAAGAAACACUUCAAACAGAUCCAGUAAAAAUAUCACUCAAGGAUUGCCUAGCUUGCAGUGGGUGCAUUACUUCUGCAGAGACUGUUAUGCUAGAGAAGCAAAGCUUGGAUGAGUUUCUUUCUAAUAUAAACAAUGGAAAAACUGUUAUAGUUUCUCUUUCACCCCAGUCUAGGGCUUCUAUUGCUGUGCAUUACGGUCUUUCUCCAGUUCAGGUUUUCAGGAAACUAACCACAUUGUUUAAGUCAUUGGGAGUUAAAGCUAUAUAUGAUACCAGCUGUAGUAGAGAUUUGUCUCUUAUUGAAUCUUGUAACGAGUUCAUAUCACGAUAUAAACAAAGCCGUUUAGAUGACAAGGAAUCUAAAUCAUUUCUACCCAUGAUAUCCUCUGCAUGCCCAGGUUGGAUAUGCUAUGCUGAGAAAACACUUGGUUCAUUUGUUCUGCCAUAUAUAUCUUCAGUGAAGAGCCCCCAACAAUCCAUUGGAGCUAUCAUCAAACACCAUUUAUGCCAUAAAUUAGGUGUUCGGCCAAGUGAUAUUUAUCAUGUGACAGUGAUGCCUUGUUACGACAAAAAGCUUGAGGCUUCUAGGGAUGAUUUUGUUUUCCAAGACCAAGAUCAAAUGACUACAGAGGUAGAUUCUGUGCUGACAACUGGAGAGGUUAUAGAUUUAAUACAGUUAAAAGCAGUAGACUUCAGCAAUUUGGAUGAGUCUCCUCUUGAUAAAAUAUUAUCCAAUGUGAGUGAAGAAGGAAAUCUUUUUGGGGUUAGGGGAAGUUCAGGAGGAUAUGCAGAUACAAUAUUCCGUUAUGCUGCCAAAACACUGUUUGGUCAUGAUAUCAGAGGGCCUCUGGAUUUCAGAACCGUAAGGAACUUAGAUUUCCAGGAAGUUACUUUAGAAGUAGAUGGUAAAACUGUAUUGAAGUUUGCUCUAUGUUAUGGUUUCCGGAACUUGCAAAAUGUAGUGAGGAAACUUAAAAUUGGGAAAUCUGAUUACGACUAUUUAGAGAUCAUGGCUUGCCCUUCAGGGUGCUUGAAUGGAGGUGGCCAACUGAAGCCAAAACCAGGUCAAUCCGGGAAAGACUUGAUUCAAGCAUUGGAGACGGCAUAUAUGGAAAAUGUUUUGGUCACUGAUCCAUUUGAAAACCCAAUUGUGAAGAUCUUGUACGACGAGUGGCUGGAACAUCCUGGUUCUGAAAAAGCUAAACAACACAUACACACAGAAUAUCACCCAAUCGUAAAAAGUAUUACAUCUCAGCUAAAUAACUGGUAACACAUAAAUCGUUCAUCUUUAGCUCCGGACCCGUUUUCUUACUCCUGCUGCUGGUGCUCUGCUCGUCACUAAUUGUCAUUUCCUGUUCUAAAAUUUUGGUGAGUCACAAAUUUUGAUGAUUGCAGUGGAUUUUUAUUUAUACUGCACUGCAAGAAAAUGCGAGCUGGGAAAGGGAAAGGAUGAUUGCCGUCUUUCUAGUUUCCAUGUAUUUUGUAUUGUUAUGGUAUAUGUUUCGAUCUAGUUUUAUAGCAUUCGGGUGAAAAGGCACAUAUUUUUAUGUACGGACUGUUUUAACUGACUUCUGUUGCUUUGUUUUGUUAUACUUUCCAUUCCUUCUA